CUUCAUGCUCACAGAUAACUUCUGAAUCUAGCACGGUCAAGACGCGAAACCUUACCAUUACUAAAUUGCAACGCAGGUGUCAAUCUUGUUUUUUUGUUAGCUUUAAGCGCUAGAUGCAAUUCCGCGGGAUCGCCGAGGCCAAUCCAAAGUGCGUUUGUGACGAAUAAUUCGUGCGUAUAAGUUCUGUUCGCGUAAAGGGGGUAUACCUACGUGGGCAGUGAGCUUCCCAUAUUCCCGGACGGAUGGAUGAUGUGUGAGUUGUCAGCUUGUGGCGGUGCUAAUUAUUCUGUGGAUGGUCUGGUGAUUCCCUGAUGGUGCUGGAAGGUCGCGAAGAAUACGCAAGGCAUUAGGCUGCAAGUGCUGUGAAGCGUAGAAAAGUGCUUCUGUUGUGUUCCACCGCGGAAGAAGUGAAACAAGAAAAUUUUUGGUCAUAAAGUUCAAGGUGUUUCUUCUGGGGAAACGUCACACUAGUGUUACCAAAGCUAAAAUUAUCGUCGUAGGAAAAGAAAAAUGCACAUCAGGUUGGAAAACUUCCAUAUGGUAGCCUCGGCGCUGGCGAUUCUAUCUGUUGCGUUGCUGGCGAGGCUUGCCAAUGGAUUGUCGGAGAGUAGUAACGGCGGUAGUUCGGACCACACGACCACAGUGGGACGGUUUCCAUUUUUGAUGCCAAAAGUUAUCCCCUACAAGCCCGAACUGUACCUCUGUACGCCCGUCAAGGUGGACUACACCAAAAGCUAUUACAUAGUGGGCUUCGAGCCUAAUGCUACGAUGGCGACGGCUCAUCACAUGCUGCUGUACGGUUGCGGGGCGCCCGGAUCCGAAUCGGCCGUAUGGAACUGUGGCGAGAUGGCCAAGAGCGACGACGUCAAGGAGGAGACCGGUAGUCCGUGUGGCGCCGGGUCGUCUUCGCAAAUCAUUUACGCGUGGGCACGUGACGCACCGAAGCUGGAACUGCAGGAUGGCGUAGGGUUCAAAGUGGGACUGGAUUCCCCAAUCAAGUACAUCGUGCUGCAGGUGCACUACGCUAACAUUGACAAAUUCAAAGAUGGUACCACAUCCGACGACUCCGGAAUAUUCCUGCACUAUACUUUGAAACAGAUGAACAAACGAGCGGGCGUGUUGCUGCUCGGUACGGGUGGUUCCAUUCCUCCGAAUCAAGUUGAACACAUGGAAACGGUUUGCAACAUUAGCGAAAAUAAAACCAUUCACCCGUUCGCCUAUCGGACCCAUACCCAUAGUUUGGGACGAGUCGUGUCCGGCUAUCAGAUUAAGGUCGACGAACAAGGCCAGAACCAUUGGACUCGACUGGGCAAACGGGACCCAUUGACGCCGCAGAUGUUUUAUCCAGUGGAAAGUACCGCACCCAUCCGCAAAGGGGAUCGCUUGGCAGCGCGGUGUACCAUGGAGAGCAAUCGAAGCACCGUCACCAACAUUGGUGCUACCAACAACGAUGAGAUGUGCAACUUCUAUCUGAUGUACUACGUCGAGGACGACGAACCAUUGCAAAUGAAGUACUGCUUCAGCAGUGGUCCUCCAUAUUUCUACUGGCACAAUAAGGAUACCGAGCUCAACAACAUUCCAGACUACGACGCAAGUCACCUGUAAAUCAUGGAUUUCACUGAAACCUCCUCAUCUACAACUACAAAUCAUAUGCACAGAGAGAAAAAAGCCGAAAGUGGAGAGCAAAACCAAGCACACAUCACUUUACAUCACAAAUUAUAUAGAGAUACCUGUGUAGAAACUAAAACUUUAAGAGAGCAGCUAAAGUGUAUAUUCCAACAAACAGAAAGUCAGAGCUAACUACAGCAGUCAAAUUUUAAACUUAUCACAAACAGAAGAUAAGCUUGACAAAAGAGAAAUCAAUCUUUCGAACCAUAUCAGAUAAAAAGGUUUUUAAAAAUAGUCACAGAGCUCGAAUUGCACCUAUCACAACCUGAGAGUAUGGAAGGAGAAAGCUAAGAAUCACGUAGAAAAAAAAAAUCAACAACUUUCCUCGAUUUUACAGCAUGCUUUAGUCUAGUCAAGGAAAAUGCAUUUCUAGAAGCAGAUCUGUGAAAACUUUUGAAUUCAAAGUAUCUCUGGACCAACCAAUUUCGGCAUCAGCUAUCAUUGGUUCUUGGUUAUUAGCAUAUUUGUUACGAUUAAGCCUUAUUUAUUUGCUACACUGCGUCCAACGUUUAUUGUUAUGCUUACUGAAAUGAUUUAUAAGGUGUGUAAUGUUCUAACGAGAAGUAAAGCAAAUGGAAUCGAUGGUACAAGAGAAUGCUGUGAAAUGAAUCUGUUUAAAUCAUAAAAGAAAAGUUUAUAUCGUUGAGUACGGAGAAAGACAUGUCUAGUGCUAAACACUAUUAAAGAACAAGAGAUUGACCUCUGGAAUACUUAAGCGCGUUACUGUAAUAUUAUUUUUGAUACAACUUUUUUGGUUAGACCAUCGUUAGCUAUCAACCUUUGCUGUGAAAUGAAGACACUUUCAGGAAUUGGUGUAUGCGUGUACUUAAGUGAAUUGUUUGGUUCGCUUGGCAAAUUAAAGACUUGUCCAAUUGUGUUUCCUCAUUAUCAUCAUCCCGUCUGUAGAUUUAUCUCCAACCAUCCGAUUUUAACAAAGACAAGUUCAAUUAAAAGCAACACAUUUUAUCUCAUGAAAAUGUAAAAAUAUAGCGAAACUGUAGCUUUAUUACAAUGAGAAACGCAUGUUAUGUAUAUCGGUGUACACAAAAUUUAAUGCAAACAUUGAGUUAUUUGAAAAUGGCAACAUUCCAAUUUCUUACCUGAAACCCGUUGCAUUUUUCCUCAUCAAUCGUGCAAAAGAAAAUGAAUAUAAUUCAAAAAGCACAGUGCUCUUCAAUGAAAUAACGUAUAAAACACACACAUAUGAUAGAGGAUAGUAGUUUAAAUAGCCUCAUUUUUGAUGAAUUCUCCUACCAAAAUCAUUGAAAGACUUGAAACCAAAACCGGAAGCAAAAUGGAUAGAAAAUAUCCGGAAAAUCCUCUUAAGUGUAUCAUAAUAGACUAUUGUUCAGAAAGAUAGACACAAACACAAGUACAGUGCAUCGUGCAUAUGCUAAUGCGGGAUUUGAUGGUAAAAGCUUACAUUCACCUAUAGGAUUCAGAGUCUUUGAAGAGGAUCGCUCGGCAGAUGGAGCGUUGAUGAAUGAGACCCGCGUAUGGAUCGGAUGUAUGUGUAACAUGAACCGUAUAUACAUAAUAUCUAAACUACUGGAUAUACAACCCUUACCGCAAGCAAACAGACAGAUCUAUACAUGAUAACAAACAAACAAAAAUAACGUGUAUGAGGCACAAUAAACAGAAAAGAAACUAGUAUUCAUAUUCAUAAGAA
Aedes aegypti (yellow fever mosquito) is the source of this 3337-nucleotide messenger RNA. RefSeq names its product peptidylglycine alpha-hydroxylating monooxygenase (gene Phm). Gene Ontology annotation, biological process: peptide metabolic process. Gene Ontology annotation, cellular component: extracellular region; membrane. The transcript has 7 exons. NCBI's taxonomy places the organism in Eukaryota, Metazoa, Arthropoda, Insecta, Diptera, Culicidae. The record is from RefSeq and is a predicted model, not a curated record. The coding region runs from base 511 to 1605 and encodes 364 amino acids. Gene Ontology annotation, molecular function: oxidoreductase activity, acting on paired donors, with incorporation or reduction of molecular oxygen, reduced ascorbate as one donor, and incorporation of one atom of oxygen; copper ion binding.